GCCGCCGUCGCAGCCGCCGACGCCGCCUGCGGAAGACUCGCCGGAAGACGACGCGUCCAGCCGUAACUACGUGAACGGAGAGCAGUGCCUGACGACGGCGAUGUAGGCCGUAGAUUAGGGCUCGUGUUUACGAAAAAACAUUCUAAAUCGUUUUGUCUUUGAAAUUUAUUUGCUGCAAAAUGAGAAGACAGGACGAUUGAGGCAGGAUGAGAGAACAGACCUCCACUGUCUUCAGAAGAACAUCUGACGACGACGCAUGCAUCUACAAGUGCCGCGCUUCAAACCACGCAAAUGGAGAUCAGUGUCUGACGACGGCGAUGUAGGCCGUAUAUGUGACUCUCGUGAACGGAAAACAUUCUUCAAAUUUUUUGGCAGACAUUGUGCAGCAACAUUAGAAGACAGUGUGCUGCAAAAUGAGAAGACAGGACGAUUGAGGCAGGAUGAGAGAACAGACCUCCACUGUCUUAAGAAGAAUAGCUGA
Gryllus bimaculatus (two-spotted cricket) is the source of this 481-nucleotide messenger RNA. The record is from the annotation of a GenBank genome assembly. Lineage: Eukaryota; Metazoa; Arthropoda; Insecta; Orthoptera; Gryllidae.